AUGGGGGUGACGGUGGAGGUGCACCGCGUGUACCGGUACCCCUUCGAGCAGGUGGUGGCCAGCUACCUCCGCAAGUAUCCCAGUCCCAUGGAGAAACAUGUCACGGCUGUAGAAACAGUGGAAGAGAAAACAGAUUUGUCUACGGGGAUUAUUUACCGGAGGAGAAUUGCAACGUGCCGGAAUGUAAUUCCUGAAAUUUUAAGAAAGGUCAGUGUCUUAAAAGUGCCCAACAUCUACUUGGAAGAGGAAUCUUGGCUUAAUAUGCAGAAAAGAAAUAUGGCUAUGAAAACUCAUUGUCUUACGUGGACACAGUAUGCGUCUCUGAGCGAGGAGUCUGUCUUCAGAGAGAGCUUGGAGAAUCCAAACUGGACAGACUUCACACAAAAAGGCAGAAUAUCAGUUACGGGGGCAGGUUUGCUCAACUGUGUGUUGGAAGCUUUUGCUCAAUCGUUUUUAAAACAAGGUGUGAAGAAGGGUAUUAAAAUAAUGGAGACACUUCUUCAGGAGCAGUGUGAGUGAUCGUGCUCUUAAUGAGCAGCUGAGGAAAUGUAUUUGUGUAGAGUGUCCUUGGAACCGCAUAUCUUCAUUGCCGUCGGAAUUCCAUGGCUGUUGUCUGAACUUUACUGGUACCAUUUUAUUGAGGAAAGACUGCACAUCUUUUACAAAAGAUUGAGGAAUUGUACUACUUAAAGGGGAUGUUGAUCAUGAAAAUCACGGAGGAACAAGUGUAAGCUUGGAAACAGCAUCGUCCUGUGAAUUGGUGCUAUAAUCUCUAGAGACUGAGAAUUCGGUAAGGGAACAUAGACCAGCAAAACAAAAACAGCCCUUGUCGCUAUGCGGACACCCUUGCCUAGUCAACCAGUUGCUUUGUGUCUUGUCAAGGGAGGUGCAAGCACACCCCGUGUGCUGUUUAUUUCACAGCUUCGUUCUGUGGGGUAGAGGCUUCAUUCUACAGAAAUGAAGCUCAACUCCAGCAGCUGAGUAGGGUUACUGUUCCCCGCUUGAGUCACUCAUUACUUCAGUUCUGAUUGCUGUGUUGGAAAUAUUUGGUUAUUAUACCCCUGCCGGCAUGAUUGUUUUCAGCUGUAAAGACAUGCCUCAAUACUAGUUUUGCAUAUAUUUGAAUUCUUUCAGAAAGUAUUUCUCAUAUUGCUUCUGAAUAGAAGAAGAAGAAACCUGGAGGGGAAUUGAUCACGUGCAAGUAAAGUUCCUGACAAAGGGUGUCUCAUACGCUUCUCCUCCUUUUGUUCCACACACCGCAUUAGGAUAGUUUUAUUUUAAACUUUUCAUUUAAAAUUCAGAUAAGCACAAACCGUCUUUGAUACCCUUUACUGAGUUAGGGUAAUACCACACUUUACAAAUAGCCCCGUUAAAGUCUGCGUUUGUUCUUUGUGGAGGUUUGAACCAGUUAUUUGAUUGCCCUAAAGCAAAAUGAUCGGCUUUGCAUUUUUCAGGGUGGGUUGUGUUUUAUUUUCUCAAAUGUGAUGUAAACUCUCAGUGGACUCUUCCUUAUGCUAUGCCUGAGUGCUGCGGGCCUGCUUAUUUCAAUAUUUAAUGGUCUCAACUAUCCUAUUCUGAAGCUACACGAGCAUACUACUAAACAGCCCAGCCACAGGCUGUGGCCACGCGCCAGCUCUCCAGUAGUGUGAAUCCACGAACCUUUGCUUCCGUGGCUGGUGCUAUAGGUUUACACUAUGGGAGGUGCUAGCCCAUACCUUGUGAUGAGAGAGCCGUGACACCGUCCUCAGGAAAUGACCGUAUUUUGUAUUGGCACGGUGGAACAAAAUACUUUCCUUCAUCUUUCUUAUUUUGGUUGUUAACUGAUUCUUGUGAAUUUGGACUCUGAAUGCUGAACAGUAAAUAUUUAUGAAAUGUAAUGGCCAAGACUAAAUACACUCAUUAGCAUAUUUAUUUUUAUUGAGUUGCUGCUUUGUGUGCCUGAGGAAAUUAUCAAAUUACUUCUGUUUGAACUGCUAUGUACAGUUUUAGGACUAGCAUUUUUAUUCUCGCAUCACUCUGGAUUUUGGAAUUAGGAUAGGAAGCAUUUGCGUCCUCCCCCACCCCCAAAGUAGAAGUAGUCUUGGAAUAAUGAAAGUCCCACAAAAUCCAGGCUCUUCCUCAAAGCCCGAGUUGCCCAUCUGCUUACUGGUGGGUGCCAAAAGGAGAAGGGUUCAGACUUCUCCUGGGAGCAAGGUGCUUUUUGUGCGGCCAGGGUGGUGGAGUGGCCUUCCUUGGGCUCACCCUCGGGGCUCAGGUCUGCCCCUGCCUGCUGGGGAGCAGCCCCCCGGGGCAGGGGAGCGACCCUGCUCCAGCCGCAAACCGGCACCUGCGAGGAGCUUCCGUUCCGAAGACCUUCGAGUGCUGCCUCCUGUGUCGGAGCUGAAGUCAUCCCGCUGCUGAACGGUGUCCCUGCCUUCCCCUGGGAGCAGUCACCGCUCACAGGGAGGUCUGAGGAGCUCUUGUUGGCAGGGCGGACGGAGUCCCUCAGGACGCUGCAAAGCCAGUGACCGGGGCACGGGGAUGUGAUGGACACGUUCCCCGGGGAGCGGUGUCACGGUAUCGAACGUACAGGUCAAUCCCGGUGGGCAAUUAACUUCACCCAUCUAAUUUUUUUCAGAAAUAACUUGCCUUUUUUUUUUUUUUUGCUCUGUGUGUCUGUAUGUUUCUUCCUGAUGUAUAUUGUCAUACCGAGAUGAAGUCAAACAUUUUCAGAUACAGAAAAUAAACUGACCAGAUCUGAUGUCCCCUCUCAGACCAUCUGUAAGACAGUGUGUAGUCACACUGAUCUCUAGGCAUAAAGAGAAUCCCCUAAUUGCUCAAAAAAAUGAGAAAGCUCCCUGUUUAUAAGUUUUAUGUAAUUGUUGAAAUGUUUAAAACUUUCCCCGACUGCAAUCAUGAUGGUUUAAAUGAUGAUUUAACUUACUGAUAGUAUUCUUCCUGGGAGCUUUGACAACGUUGGCCUGUAGAAAUCAGCGUUCCCAGCAGUCCUGCCAGCCUCUUCUUCUGAGUAACAGGAUGGUGAACGAAAAGGAAAUACUGUUUUUCAGAUUGUUUUAUGAAACUAGUUAAUACACACUUGUUUAAUUGUAGCUAAGUUAAAUUUAAAAAUUAAGAAAAUGAGUAUUUCAUUCUCUUAAUCGUUGUAUUGUAGUGUCCCAUUAAAGCUCAUCUGUGAGUGUUUCCAUUAAAGGGU
This is a messenger RNA of Gymnogyps californianus (California condor), 3193 nucleotides long. It is a transcript of the gene PRELID2, whose product is annotated as PRELI domain containing 2. The coding region runs from base 1 to 519 and encodes 172 amino acids. Gene Ontology annotation, molecular function: phosphatidic acid transfer activity. The transcript has 7 exons. Gene Ontology annotation, cellular component: mitochondrial intermembrane space. The record is from RefSeq and is a predicted model, not a curated record. Lineage: Eukaryota; Metazoa; Chordata; Aves; Accipitriformes; Cathartidae. Gene Ontology annotation, biological process: phospholipid transport.